This is a messenger RNA of Eimeria acervulina, 1722 nucleotides long. RefSeq names its product DNA topoisomerase III alpha, putative. NCBI's taxonomy places the organism in Eukaryota, Apicomplexa, Conoidasida, Eucoccidiorida, Eimeriidae. The record is from RefSeq and is a predicted model, not a curated record. The coding region runs from base 1 to 1722 and encodes 573 amino acids. Gene Ontology annotation, biological process: DNA topological change. Gene Ontology annotation, molecular function: DNA topoisomerase type I (single strand cut, ATP-independent) activity; DNA binding. Gene Ontology annotation, cellular component: nucleus. The transcript is spliced from 17 exons.
AUGUCUCUCGACUUCCCUUCGCCUUUUUCAUCUUGGAAUGCCGUCUUCCCAGAAGCACUCUUUACAGCCCCAGUGCAGAAACGCGUCAGCGACUCAGCGAAGGACAUUGUAGAAAACCUCAAGACGUAUGCAAAGAAGUGUCAGUGGCUAGUGCUGUGGCUCGACUGCGACCGCGAGGGGGAGAACAUUGCUUUCGAGGCAGCAGACGCACGGUCCGAAGUUGACUUGCGCAUCGACUGCAUCGAGUUUCACAGCAGCAAGCUGGAUAUCGUUCUUGAAAUGGUUCUCGUCCACUAUACUUGGUUUUCGCCCCACAGAUAUCUCGAGGUGGAAAAAUUUGUCGCGGAACAAUUUUGGACUCUUCGAGUGACGGUUGAGAGGGAAGACGAGGAACGACCAGGUCACAAUCUCGUCGUCGACUUCCAGUGGGAACGACAGCGCCUUUUUGAUCGUUAUCCGCGAACGGAGACGGAGCGAUUCACGCGCUCUCAUGAUUUGUUGGGCCUGAUCGAGCAGCAGCGGGACAGUCCCCUAUGGGGACAAUUUGCUGCCAGUUUGGUUGAGGGUGGCUUUGAAUGGCCUCGCGAUGGGCCUAAUGACGAUGCCUGUCACCAUAGGGGGCUCCAUACCACGGCCGGCGUAUCUCCCCUGGUGUUAGGGCUGGUGAUUGGCAUGCGGAAAGUUGGCGUUCGUUGUAUCUGCGCAGAGAAGAAUGCGAAAAUGACGAUGAAUGGAAGCUCUGAUGCCAUUGGCUUUGAGACCAAGAUAGAGAUGGACAUUGCAGGUCAGCCCCGUAUGAACCGGCCUAUCAAACUAGUUUGCCCUUGCUGCAGCCCCUUCUGUGCUCUGGCUGCAAGACUGGUGAAAACUCCCGUGAUAAUAUGGGUCUUGGGCAGCGACAAGUUUGCCAGUUUAUGGUACGUCUAUGGCUAUGUAGGGGAGACGUUUUCCGCAACAGGACUCAUCGUGUUGCAGAAGAACUACCUGGAGGUGUACCCCUACGACUCGUGGGCAUCCCGCCGGCUGCCGCGAUUCCUGCUGCAUGAACGAUUUGUCCCGAAUGAUGUGACAAUCCAGACAGGCAGCACGCAGCCGCCUACUCUCCUGACGGAAGCUGACCUCAUCGACAAGAUGGACAAGGAACGCAAUUACGCGGUUAAAACGGAGGCUCAGCACUUUAAGCCUACAGAACUUGGUGUGGCUUUAGUAAAGGGCUAUAAACUCGUCGGUCGUAUCUGCAACGCAGAUCUGUCGCGGCCUGACUUGAGAGCCAACAUGGAAAGAGACAUGACGCUGAUUGCGCGGGGCGUAGAGCGGAAGGAGGAUGUUAUUCAGAGGCAUGUUGCCACAGUGGCGGGGGUGUUUCGGUUGCUCCGUCUUCAUAUUUCGUUGCUAGAUGAGCAACUCCAGCGGAUCUUCCCACCACUGGCUGCUUCAGAUGCCGACUGCCGCCUGCUCCAACGCAACUUUUGCACUUGCGCGAAGUGCGGUAGCUAUAUGGACCUAAUGGCAUGCUCCAACCGCUCUACCUGCAAUAUUAUUCUGAGGAUGCCUAAUCGCGGCGUCUUGUCUGUAACUCAACACGUUUGUCCUUACUGCACGUUCAAGAGUAGGUGUCUUGCUGUUAUCCGCGCAUGUGGGUGCCUGUUGACGUGCAGCCACAAGAAGCAGAAAACGCACCCAAUGGGGAGCUGCGAUGUUUCUCGUGCUGCCACCCAGUGA